This is a messenger RNA of Ambispora gerdemannii, 138 nucleotides long. The record is from the annotation of a GenBank genome assembly. NCBI's taxonomy places the organism in Eukaryota, Fungi, Glomeromycota, Glomeromycetes, Archaeosporales, Ambisporaceae.
AUGUGCAGAGGUCCUUUAGCUCUUAGUGUAUAUGAAGUCCCUACUCCAACGUCAGCGCCUAGUCCGGAAGACGAUCUUCCUGAUGAGGGUAGUAGCGUCAUUCUUUCUGAUGAUGAUGAUGAGAUAAUAGGGGAGUGA